GUGCGCACUGGCCGGUCCUCGGCCGGUGGACCAUGGAGGCGCCGAGGCCGUUUGCACCGGACCGGUACGUCCCGUGGCUCCCCCCGGCGCCAGGGGCCGAUUUGAAGCUGUGGCUCUUUGAGCUCUGGCUGCUACUGCUGACUCCGGGCCUGAGCGCGGACUUACUGCCGCAUGAAGAGGACGUAAGGUUUAUCAAUGAGUACGUGAACCUCCACAAUGAACUCCGAAGCAAGGUCAAGCCCGCAGGGGCUAACUUGCGCUUCAUGACUUGGGAUGUAGCUUUGUCCCGGACUGCUAGAGCAUGGGGGAAAAAAUGUGUGUUUGAGCGUAAUACUUACUUAGAAGAAAUGAAGAUGGCCCAUCCUAUAUUUAAAGGUAUUGGUGAAAAUAUGUGGGUCGGCCUUGAAAAUGAAUUUACUACAAGUAUUGCUAUCAGAAGUUGGUUUGCAGAGAAGGACAAGUACUAUUUUGAAAAUGGCACUUGCCGUGGUGACUGUUCUAAAUAUUUGCAGCUUGUUUGGGACAAGUCUUACAAAGUUGGUUGUGCUGUUACUCCAUGUUCAAGAAUUGGACGUUUUAAACAUGCAGCAAUUUUCAUAUGCAACUAUGCACCAGGAGCAACUCUAAGGAGACAGCCUUAUCAACAAGGAGCAGUUUGUUCUCAAUGUAGCAAAAAUGACAGAUGCACAGAUUUUCUAUGCAGCAAUGCAGAACGUGAGGAAGCCACAUAUUAUUAUUUUUGGUAUCCAAGAUGGGAAGUGCCCCGGCCACUUGUGUGUGACCCAUUCUGCAUUUUAACUUUCUUUUUGAGAACACUAACUUUUAUAUUAUCUGUCACAAUUGUUUUGAUAGUACAGCCUUAUUUUCCAAAUGUAUUAUUGGAAGAACAGAUGACAUUUCCCCUUGAGGUAACAAAAAGAGAGGAAGAAGAGGAGGAAGGAGAGGAGGAAGAGGAAGAAGAAUCAGAGGAAGAAGAGACAUCAGAGGAGGAGGCGGAGGAGGAGGAGGAAAAGGAGGAAGAUGAAGAUGAGGAGGAGGAUGAAGAUGAAGACAAGGAGGAUUAGAAAGAUGAGGGAUAAGAUAUUACCACCAUCAUAGGACAAAAGUAUACCAAAAGCAACAUUUUUUUCAAAAAAAAGAACUUGAGUUCAAAUAAGAAAAAAAUACAUACAAGCCACUAUUGCAAUACCUUUUAUUCCCUUCUCAUACUUAUUCAACAAAUUUAAAUUUGAAAAACAAAGAAACAAACAAAAACAUGUAUUUUAUUAAUAAGUAUGGGAAGGCAAGCUCUUGAGAAAUAAGAACCUAUGAAGAAAUAAUGAUAGAAAUACUAAGAUUUUACUAUGUUGUCCUGAUAAAGGAGAACAUUUCCAUUUUCUAAAUAUGUUUCUAACUCUGUGUUUUCAAGAUUUUUAAUGUGUGUUUAUAAAUUUCUCAAGCAUUAAGAUUUACCUAUGAGGUAUUUAAGACCAUUCCAAGUUCAUGACAACCAUUUAAUAGAUAACUUUUGGUUUUGUUAUUUUUAUCAUUACUACCAUAGUUGCUAUUAGCAAUGGUAAUUGUGGUGGUGGUGAUAUUCUCCAUGUGAUGUCAGGGCAUCAAAUAUCAUUAUUUAUUUUUGUAAUAUACAUGUUUGGAAUGGUUUAAGUGGUACUUGUAUAUGCUGUUAGGAGAAAAAUUUAUUAUUUCUACUUUAUGUGCAAUCUUUCAUUAAAGCCUUACUGUAAUUCUUUAUUAGGCUAAAUAAUCUGUUGCCACCAAGGGCUAAUAAAUGUCAAAGGCUUACUUAGUUACAAUUGAGCAAUCUGACUGCUCCUGAUUUUGGGUAAUAAAAUAAACUUUAAAAAAAUAAUUAUUUACUUGUAGUUAAUUCAAAAUAGUAUAGUAAAGCCCAGCCAGUGUGACUUAGUGGUUGAGCUCAAUCCAAUGAACCAGGAGGUCUCUGUUCCAUUGCUGGUCAGGGCAC
Pipistrellus kuhlii (Kuhl's pipistrelle) is the source of this 1966-nucleotide messenger RNA. RefSeq names its product GLIPR1 like 2 (gene GLIPR1L2). NCBI's taxonomy places the organism in Eukaryota, Metazoa, Chordata, Mammalia, Chiroptera, Vespertilionidae. The transcript is spliced from 6 exons. The coding region runs from base 33 to 1064 and encodes 343 amino acids. The record is from RefSeq and is a predicted model, not a curated record.